CACGCGGGGAGUGGAAGAUCAGUUCACUAAAAGAAAAGACAAGAGGAAAAGUCCAAAUAAAUCUGCUUUUAAAGUGUUGCAGUGAAGAGCAAGAUGGAUGUUGGCGCAGAAGCGAAGCUGAUUAUGGUGCAGGCUCUGAGUAAAGUGUACAGCUCCCGCAAUCAGCGCGGCGGACUGUCUCUGCACCGAAGCCUCCUGCUCACACUGGUCAUGAAGGCUGCCAGGGACGUGUACCAUUCAGCCCGGCUGGUGGAAACACAAGACAGGCAGUCGAUCAGCCCUCCUACAGCGGAGGAAACACAGCCCGAGAAAGAGGAGCCCAUGGAGACGGAGGAGACUUCACUCCAGACUGCGUGUGCGCCCCCGGGUGCGCAAAGGUCUCCGAAACAGGACAGUCCGGUCACUGAUAAAGAGAACUGCAACACGAACGGACAUGAUGGACAGUCCAGAAAGCGCAGAGGGAAGCUCUGCUCUGAACCAGACUUUCUGCCGUGCAAAAAAGCCAAACUGGACUGUGCUGAGGUGAGACGGGUGCUUCUGGACACCGCAGCCCGGAGUAACUCUGGUCAGUGCGCUAGAGAGACAGGCUCUCAUAUCCAGCCAGCCGCACUCAUUCCAAGGACUAUUGCGACAUGCUGAGUGAACUUGUGAAGUUUGUUGCAUUUGUGCGCUUUUUGCGCAUUGUGUGCUUUUUACGCACAGUCCGGUCGCUGGGCCCGAACUGACCCCAGCGCACAGCUGCUACUACAGUGCCAUGCUGGCUGGUGGGUAUUUUGGGCAACACUCGACCCCAGUACCCCCGCCAGGCUUCACAUGAGGUCAUGUGUGCUGUGAAUGGCGUCAUGGAGCAGUAGUGAGUGGAGUAACAGGAGCUGCAGCUGAUUCAUCAGGGAGCGGCUGUUUUGGAAACCCCACAAACUCAGUCAGCAGGAAGUGGCCUGGUGACAGAGACGUGACUCAGGUUCUGAUCUGACUUUCCUACCCACCCUGGGAACAGGAAACAACCACCUUGUGCUCCAUGCUGAAGCACUGUGUACUUUUACAGAUCUGAUCUAGUCUGAGGACUGAACAUCAGAGGAAGGAAAACUGUAAACUGUAAAGUCUGAUAAAACUGGUUUAUUUAUUUACACUGAACUGUUUUGAUCACUGUUAUCUGUGUUCAGUAACUUAUAAGCUGAUAAAUGGUCAUCAAGUCUCAACUACCUCACUUUUGUACAAUAAAACUUGUU
Molecule: messenger RNA, 1229 nt
Organism: Trichomycterus rosablanca
Lineage: Eukaryota; Metazoa; Chordata; Actinopteri; Siluriformes; Trichomycteridae
Gene: ier2a
Product: immediate early response 2a
Exons: 1
Coding region: 94-639 (181 amino acids)
Source: RefSeq, a predicted model, not a curated record